Lonchura striata (white-rumped munia) is the source of this 1309-nucleotide messenger RNA. It is a transcript of the gene DYNLT2, whose product is annotated as dynein light chain Tctex-type 2. Gene Ontology annotation, biological process: microtubule-based movement. Gene Ontology annotation, cellular component: cytoplasm; cytoplasmic dynein complex. Lineage: Eukaryota; Metazoa; Chordata; Aves; Passeriformes; Estrildidae. Gene Ontology annotation, molecular function: dynein intermediate chain binding. The record is from RefSeq and is a predicted model, not a curated record.
GGCCGGCUCGCGGGCAGGGCCCGGGCCGCCGCCCGCCGCGCCGCGGGGCUGCCGCCACGGCCAUGGAGGGAGGCAAAAAGCGCCAGGAUAAAGACACGUCAAAAGGAAAAAAACCACCUCAGGAUGCUUCAGGCACAGCUCCAACAGAAGGAAAGGCAAAGCCAAAAAGCUGUAACACAUACAGACUGGAGCCACGUACUAAAGUUCGGGAUGCUUUAGUCAGAGACAAAGCUGAAGCAAUACUAACGAAGAAACUACAAGAAGCCACAUAUGAUGGAGCUUCUAGUCCCUUCUUGUGUGCUUCAAUAUCAGAAGAAAUAUUAAAUGCUGUGAAGGAAUUGGACUAUGACCGUUAUAAGUAUGUGGUGACAGUGCUAAUUGUGGAAAAGGCGAAUCAGGCAAUGAUUGUUGCCAGCAGAUGCCUCUGGGAUGCUGAGAGAGAUACUUGGGUUUCAGCUAAAUGUGAAACUGAUACAUUUAUUGCACUGGCUUUGGUAAUGGCUUGUUAUUACGACUAAAACUGAAAGUCACAGCUGCAUUUGUGCAUCACAAGACAUGGUAUAUUAGAAAAAUUUAAAAACAUCAUAAUUAUGUUAUUCCUUUUUGUCCUAUUGCUGUUGGCACAUUCAAACUGACAUAUAGUUGAGAUAAUUUUGCUUGAUUUUGCUCUGUUUAAAAAAAAAACCAAACAAAACUGCUUUGGAAAUGUUUAUGGUUGAGUACAUAUGGGCUUCAUCUGUUGUAAUGCUCUGCUGUGGAAGUGGGAGCAGCUGGUGUAAGGCCAAACAUUGCAAAAUUUUGAAUGUUGCUUGUCUGUUGAGUGCCUAGGACUGUUCACCAAUGCUUAUAUGCGGUUGCACGUAUCAGUUUUCUUAAAAGCAUGCUUUUUGUAAGAAAAAGCAGUGUUCAUUUUUCAUUUUCAUAGCUGGUAUCUGAUAAAAUGCUAGUCUGCCUAGAAACGUGGCUGGAGGGAAGCGGUGUUUUGCAGUCCUAGAAACUUGUGCAAAUUUCUAGCCGUUUGCCUUGAAUGAAGUUAAGAUCAGUUAUUAGGUUCCCUGGGUCUUAACCUUUGGUUAAGUAUUGCCUAGGGUCUGGUUGGUGGACAAGUACUGAAUUGAGCGAGUUGGGUCACUUUGGUCUAGGGGUUUCUGGUGACAGUUGUAGGAGGAUGAUGGGAUCAAUCACAAGGCUAUUGAGAAUUGGUCCAUAUCUAGCAAGGGCAGCACCGAUUGUAUUUUUUAAAUGAGACUCGCAGAUCUGUGAAGUGUGUAGACAUCACCUUUUGAAUAAGCCGUGCAUGGAGAUCCAG